Messenger RNA from Numida meleagris (helmeted guineafowl), 3986 nucleotides. RefSeq names its product clarin 1 (gene CLRN1). The transcript has 2 exons. Gene Ontology annotation, biological process: sensory perception of sound; equilibrioception. The record is from RefSeq and is a predicted model, not a curated record. The coding region runs from base 1999 to 2997 and encodes 332 amino acids. Lineage: Eukaryota; Metazoa; Chordata; Aves; Galliformes; Numididae.
CCUCUAUUUCAAUCCUUCUCCCUUUUGGUUGCCGAGUUACUCUUCAUGCCUUCAACCCCGCUGUUAACCAGAAGCAGGAACCAGCAGCUUGGAUGCCCUCAGACAUCCAGCUCUGCUUUGGGACGCUGUCCCGACAGCUUUUCUGACCGUACUUAGCCCAAAGUCACACCCCAAAGACCGGCAGCUCCUUGAUCCCACCAGCAGGUAAAUGCUCCAGAACUCCUCCUAAAUGACGCUGGUGUGCACUGUAGCGAUACCAGCGUUGUGAUCCCUAGCUUUGAUAAGGUUCACGUCACGCGUAUUUUAAGUGACAGUCAUUAGGUUUUAUUCCUGGGACUCUGUCAAACACACCUGGAUGUAUUUAACCACGCAUCUCCAUCUUUCAAGGAUUUUGGUAAGGCAGAAUGUCUGACAGUUGCUUCCUAGCGCUGCUUGCUCUGUACUGAUUUCCCUGCAUUUCACACAGUGUACUCUCCGCACCUUUACAGCACAAUGCAUUCUGGCCUCUCUAUGCCCACACGGCCGGUAGCUCAGAGCUACAGGGCUGGCUGUAGACUCGUAGCGCCCACCUUCAUGCUCCUGACUGACACAUGGGGAGCCUGGGUUCACAUCCACUCUUUUGAGUCUACAAGCAUUCUGGUCUGCUUUAGUCUCUUUCUCCUCUAGAAGCACUGGCAGAGGACCCAGGUUUGGUGCGGCUGGCCCUGUCCAGAACCAGCAAGCUCUGCACAAGGAGGAACCAGCUUCUUGCUCAUGGGCAGCCUCUUCAGAGUAACGAUCCUUGGGAAAGCCCUAUAGUUAGUUCUUUGGGGAUUUUCAGCAUAUAUUUUGUGCCCUUUAAUGCUCCUGCUGCAGAAUACCUCAGGAACAUUCCUAGUUCAUUCGUAAGAUCAUGGAGUUUUCAAAGGCAUCAACCACUGCUUCAUUUGAAAAGACCACCAGAAAGCUGAAUCUUGAAAAAAAAAAAAAAUCAUCAACAGUACGAUUGCAAUGAGGUUAUAUUUUUCCCCCAUCAAAUUCUUCCUACAAAGAAGUUAGAUAUAGACGCAUAGGCUCACGUCUUCGCUUUCACUGCUGUUUUGUGCUGAUAGUUGUACCAAAAUGUCACGGUCCCUCUUCAGGCAACACUCACCGCAUUCUGGUUAAAUAAAGCGCUCCCAGUCAUCGUUCCCGACCUCCUGCUCAGCGCCGUGCACGCUCGGGGACAGUGCCACCUCUCGGUUACUCGCGGUGAUCGCAGCAGAAGGCACAGCUUUAAGCUUAGCUGCAAAAGACAUCAUUUACCUGCACGCUGCCUUGCUCCAUUUUAAGUCCAUAGUUGUCCUAAAACCUUCAAUGAGAUGAUACUCUUAGAACAGCUGAGGAUUGUUCUUGCCGCAGACAGGUAUCCGGGUAAAGAACUGCUCCUGAAUUGAAGUGAUCAGAGAACUGAAAGGGGAAAAAAAACAGAACCCUAUGCUCCAAACAUAGGGGCCGGUCAGCUCCGGGAGGGGCAGCAGGGGCAGGACGGGUGCCAGGAACCCCGUGCCAGGUGAGCACACACACAGGUAGGUAGGUGCAGGUAGGGUGCAGGUAGGGUCACCCGGCCCAGCACCAUGCUGCCCUCCCCUGCACUGGGGCAGCUGCCACAACAGGCAGAGCAGGUUGGCACUGCUGGCUCCGAGGGCUUCCCGGCACACAGAGCCCUUGAAAGCUUCCUUUCUGCACGGCCAAUAACCCAGCAGGCAGCCAAGCCUGGGCCCGCCAUGCCCACCCAAUCAGACAGCCGGGAAGGGCAGAGCGCUCAUUGAAUUACACGUUCCCUUGUUACCUUACUCCUCCACUAUCAAGUGACACAGAGGAUGGACUGAGGCGCUCCGCAGAGCGCUUCAUUUGCAGCUCAGUCAGAGGCAUUCCUGGGAGCUGCAGGGGGAUGGGGAGGCGCGCACCCUCCCGGCACCUCCCGGCCAUGGGCACCGCACCAGCCCCGCGCUGAGCGCGCAGCCCCCCCGCACCACCAUGCCCGCCCCGCAGAAGAAAAUCCUCUUCUGCCUGGCCGGGGUGUUCAGCUUCGUGUGCGCCCUGGGGACCGCAGCGGCCAUCGGCACGCAGCUGUGGGUGAGGGGAACCAUCCUCUGCAAGACGGGCGCGCUGCUGGUCAACGCCAGCGGGCCGGAGCUGGAGAAGUUCAUCGGGGAGAUCCAGUACGGGCUCUUCCACGGCGAGCGAGUGAGGCAGUGCGGGCUCGGGGGAAGGCCCUUCCAGUUCUCAUUUUUUCCAGACCUGCUCAAAAUUAUCCCUGCGAGCAUCCACGUCAGCGUCAUUCUCUUCUGCACGGUGCUGAUCAUCUUCACGCUGGUGGGAACGGGCUUUUUCCUGUACAACGCCUUCGGCAGCCCCUACGAAACGCUGCAUGGCCCCGUGGGGCUGUACCUGUGGAGCUUCAUCGCCUGUGAGUGCCCUCCCUGGGCUGUGAAUCCGCUGCAGUGCAGGGCCACGGCACAGGGACCAAAUAUCACACGGGAGCCAGGCAGGAGGGGCUGGUUUUGCAGCAGGGCCCUGUGCACGGCAGAGCUGAGCACAGGGCACGGACACAGCCCGUGGUGGGUUGGCAGCAGGGUGGGUGGUUGCCAGCCCCCAGCAGCGGGGCAGUUCCAGCAUCCCACAGGUUCUGGGGACACCGCGUUGUUCCAGCGAUGCGUGCGGCCCCACCACAGGGACCUCGGUGAUGAGCACCUCACAUUCUUUGCAGGUUCCUGCGGCUGCCUCAUCAUGAUCCUCUUCUCCUCCGAGGUGAAGAUCCACCACCUCUCAGAGAAAAUCGCUAACUUCAAGGAGAAAAGUUUCACAUUUAAGACCCACAGCGAGCAGUUCGCAGACUCCUUCUGGAUCAUCCUGGCCUGCUCCCUGGUGCACUUCCUCAACGCGUUGCUGAUACGCUUGGCCGGGUUCGAGUUCCCCUUCUCUAAACCCAAGGACUCGGGGACAGCCACUGGUGCUGCAGACCUGAUGUAUUAGAGUCACACAGCGUGAGGCGUUCGUCACUGCUGCCUUCAACAGCCACUGCCUGUACCGGCUUUUGAAGAAGUUAAAGACAAGAGAAGGUUUCAGAUAACUGUUGGUGUGACACGUGCAGUAAAUAAAAGAUAACGUGCUAGUUGAUAAGCCCAUAUCAAAAUACCCUUUCUCUUAGAGCAAAGCCUUACUGAGGCACCUGCUUCUCUUUCCUCCAGAGCUGAUUUGAAAAGCAGCUGCUGCAAACAGGACUGAGAACUCAACAGCACAGAGCUGGACCGCAGGCACAGCAAGGGGAUUGCCAUACGGCCACCUCCAUCACCAGCACAGCUCGACCUGCCUGCAGCUCUCAGGGAGCUGCAGCACAGCCCCUACAGCACCGGGCAGCAGGGAACAGGGCAGGGAGGAGAGCACCAGCCCUGCUCCUGGCACAGCCCUGCCACACACCUGCAGGGGAAGGUAGCACGAGGGCAGGGGCUGCCCAGGCACUGAGUCCCCCGCUGACACCUCACACAGGGGGGUCAUUUCCAUCCAUAAUGAGUUCUGAGCUUUAAAAACCCAGCCCUUAACUCUCUGACCCCGGAGCCCAAAGAGCACCACUACGUAGAGCAAUCCAUGCAGUGAGAGCUUUGUGCCUCAGGAUGAGGAGCUCCGUGCAGAAACAUAAGAUGCACUCACACUGCUGCACCCCGAGGUGAGGGGUGCACCCAGGGGCAGAGCAACGUGAGCUCAAACCCAGCAGUGCCCACCACAGCCUCCACCAGGGCUAUGAGGAGCUCUGCCCAGCCAGCAGACAGCAAGUUGUCCUCUAGCAGCACAAACAAACACAGACAAAGCCCUCAGCAUGCAGCAAUGGGAUGAAAUACCAUACACAGCACAGGCAUGCUGCAGCGCACCAGGCACUGACAAGGGAAAGCCUCAGAGUCUCCAACACAAGGGGUAAUGGAACCCAGAGCAGAUGGACGCGUUUGCUACCGUACCCUUACCUCCCA